This is a messenger RNA of Phoenix dactylifera (date palm), 1304 nucleotides long. It is a transcript of the gene ISPD, whose product is annotated as Nucleotide-diphospho-sugar transferases superfamily protein. Gene Ontology annotation, molecular function: 2-C-methyl-D-erythritol 4-phosphate cytidylyltransferase activity. NCBI's taxonomy places the organism in Eukaryota, Viridiplantae, Streptophyta, Magnoliopsida, Arecales, Arecaceae. Gene Ontology annotation, biological process: isoprenoid biosynthetic process. The record is from RefSeq and is a predicted model, not a curated record.
CGCGCGACAUACCCAACGGGCGCUGGAUCAAAAACUUACUCGUCCGCUUCCCAUCGCCUAACCUGCUCUCCUUCUUGUCCCACCAUCUACCCCUGAAGCAUUCCCGAACCGUUGAGCUCGAAUUAUAUCGGAAGAAAUGGCGCUCCGAUUCGAUGUCUCCCUGUCCCACCACCUCCCCAACCUCCUCCCUUCCUCCUCGAAAUCCAAAGCAUCCUCUCCAUUCCUCUCGGUUCCCAUGCCGUCUCGAUCGCGGCUCCCCCUCUCGCGCCGUAUGCCCGCAGGUGUGGUAUCCGUGACGAAGGAUGGAAUCGCUUUGAAUCGUAAUAAAAAUGAGAAUCGGGUCAGAUGUUGCGCGAAAAGGGUAGAAGAAAGCGAGGGUGGAGCUGUGAAAGAUAAGAGCGUUUCGGUGGUUCUUUUAGCGGGAGGAAAAGGAAAGCGCAUGGGCGCAAGUAUGCCAAAGCAAUAUCUUCCACUUUUAGGACAACCAAUUGCAUUGUACAGUUUCUACACUUUCUCACAAAUGAGUGAAGUGAAAGAAAUAGUUGUUGUAUGUGAUCCAUCUUACAAGGAUAUAUUUGAAGGUUCAGAAAGCCUCUUGGACCCAUUUAAAGUUUUCUUUCUCAUAUAUGUAGAGAUUGGAUUUCCAUUUGAUGCUAGUGAGGAGAUACAAAUAGGUGUUAGGUUUGCACUUCCUGGGAAGGAGAGACAAGAUUCUGUUUUCAAUGGUUUUCAGGAAAUUGAUGGCAGCUCAGAACUCGUGUGCAUCCAUGAUUCUGCUAGGCCUCUGGUUAUGUCUGGAGAUAUUAAAAAGGUCCUGAAAGAUGCUUGGCUGAAUGGGGCAGCUGUUCUUGGUGUUCCUGUAAAGGCUACCAUAAAAGAGGCCAACAGUGACUCUUUUGUGGUAAAAACCCUUGACAGGAAAACUCUUUGGGAAAUGCACACUCCACAGGUUAUCAAACCGAAUUUGCUCAGAGAUGGUUUUGAGCUUGUCAACAGGAAUGGUCUUGAAGUCACUGAUGACGUAUCUAUUGUGGAGCACCUCAAACAUCCUGUUUAUAUCACAGAAGGUUCUUAUACAAACAUCAAGGUCACGACCCCAGAUGAUCUAUUGCUGGCCGAACGAAUAUUAAAUAUGAGAGAGGGUGCAUCUCUGUAAUCAUUUUUUUGACAUCUUCUCCACAUUCCUUUUAUAUAGAGAAAGGGCCUCUUCCAUUUUUUUUUAUCUACUAGGAUGCCCUGAAGCAAUUUGGACUCUGCAAUUUCCAUAUGAGUUAAGAGAUAUUGACUCGAUUCUGCUUUGUUUC